Ornithorhynchus anatinus (platypus) is the source of this 4376-nucleotide messenger RNA. Its product is annotated as protein argonaute-1. Gene Ontology annotation, molecular function: RNA binding; protein binding. NCBI's taxonomy places the organism in Eukaryota, Metazoa, Chordata, Mammalia, Monotremata, Ornithorhynchidae. The record is from RefSeq and is a predicted model, not a curated record.
GGGGGGGGGGAAACCGAGGCCGGAGCGGCGGGGGCCCCCCCACGCCCUAACGCCAGUCUCGGUCCGGCCUGCCUGACCAUCCAGGGGUGUAUGGGAUGGAAGCGGGACCCUCGGGAGCAGCUGCUGGCACCUACCUGCCUCCCCUGCAGCAGGUGUUCCAGGCCCCGCGCCGGCCCGGGAUAGGUACCGUAGGGAAGCCCAUCAAACUUCUGGCCAACUACUUUGAGGUGGACAUCCCCAAGAUUGACGUCUACCAUUAUGAGGUGGACAUCAAGCCAGACAAGUGUCCUCGCAGAGUCAACAGGGAGGUGGUGGAAUACAUGGUGCAGCACUUCAAGCCACAGAUCUUCGGCGACCGGAAGCCGGUGUACGAUGGGAAGAAGAACAUCUACACGGUCACGGCGUUGCCCAUCGGCAAUGAGAGGGUGGAUUUUGAGGUGACGAUCCCAGGGGAGGGGAAGGACCGGAUCUUCAAGGUCUCCAUCAAAUGGAUGGCCAUCGUCAGUUGGCGUAUGCUGCAUGAGGCGCUGGUCAGUGGCCAGAUCCCCGUCCCCCUCGAGUCUGUGCAGGCUUUGGACGUUGCCAUGCGCCACCUGGCAUCCAUGAGGUACACACCCGUGGGCCGCUCCUUCUUCUCACCCCCCGAGGGCUACUACCAUCCGCUGGGUGGAGGCCGUGAGGUCUGGUUCGGCUUUCACCAGUCCGUUCGCCCAGCCAUGUGGAAGAUGAUGUUGAACAUCGAUGUCUCGGCCACGGCCUUCUAUAAGGCGCAGCCAGUGAUCGAGUUCAUGUGUGAGGUGCUGGACAUCCGGAACAUUGACGAGCAGCCCAAGCCUCUGACUGACUCCCAGCGUGUCCGCUUCACCAAGGAGAUCAAAGGCCUGAAGGUAGAGGUGACGCACUGUGGGCAGAUGAAGCGGAAAUAUCGAGUGUGUAACGUCACCCGCCGGCCUGCCAGCCACCAGACUUUCCCCCUUCAGUUAGAGAGUGGGCAGACUGUGGAGUGCACAGUGGCACAGUACUUCAAGCAGAAAUACAACCUGCAGCUCAAGUAUCCCCACCUACCGUGUCUUCAGGUGGGCCAGGAGCAGAAACACACCUACCUGCCCCUGGAGGUCUGUAACAUUGUGGCAGGACAGCGCUGCAUCAAGAAAUUGACGGACAAUCAGACGUCGACCAUGAUCAAGGCGACAGCGAGGUCUGCGCCGGACAGGCAGGAAGAGAUCAGCCGUCUGAUGAAGAAUGCCAGCUACAACCUGGACCCCUACAUCCAGGAGUUUGGGAUCAAGGUGAAGGACGAUAUGACGGAGGUGACGGGCCGGGUGCUGCCAGCGCCGAUCCUGCAGUAUGGGGGCCGGAACCGUGCCAUCGCCACUCCCAACCAGGGUGUGUGGGACAUGCGGGGAAAGCAGUUCUACAAUGGGAUUGAGAUCAAGGUCUGGGCCAUCGCCUGCUUUGCGCCCCAGAAGCAAUGCCGGGAGGAAGUGCUGAAGAACUUCACGGACCAGCUGCGCAAGAUCUCCAAGGACGCGGGGAUGCCCAUCCAGGGCCAGCCGUGCUUCUGCAAAUACGCCCAGGGCGCCGACAGUGUGGAGCCCAUGUUCCGCCACCUAAAGAACACCUAUUCGGGCCUCCAGCUCAUCAUCGUCAUCCUUCCGGGGAAAACCCCCGUCUACGCGGAGGUGAAACGUGUUGGGGACACGCUCCUGGGCAUGGCCACGCAGUGCGUGCAGGUGAAGAACGUGGUGAAGACCUCCCCGCAGACCCUCUCCAACCUCUGCCUCAAGAUCAACGUCAAGCUUGGGGGAAUCAACAACAUCCUGGUCCCCCAUCAGCGCUCCGCCGUCUUCCAACAGCCCGUGAUAUUCCUGGGGGCGGAUGUGACCCACCCCCCGGCGGGAGACGGCAAGAAGCCCUCCAUCACCGCCGUGGUGGGCAGCAUGGACGCCCACCCGAGCCGGUACUGCGCCACGGUGCGCGUCCAGCGGCCGCGGCAGGAGAUCAUCGAGGACCUGUCCUACAUGGUGCGGGAGCUGCUCAUCCAGUUCUACAAAUCCACCCGCUUCAAACCCACCCGCAUCAUCUUCUACCGAGAUGGAGUCCCUGAGGGUCAGCUCCCCCAGAUCCUCCACUACGAGCUGCUGGCCAUCCGCGACGCCUGCAUCAAGUUGGAGAAGGACUACCAACCCGGGAUCACCUACAUCGUUGUCCAGAAACGCCACCACACACGCCUUUUCUGUGCCGAUAAGAACGAGAGGAUUGGGAAGAGUGGAAACAUCCCAGCAGGAACCACUGUGGACACCAAUAUCACCCACCCUUUCGAGUUUGAUUUCUACCUGUGCAGUCAUGCAGGCAUUCAGGGUACAAGCCGGCCGUCCCAUUACUACGUCCUCUGGGACGACAAUCGGUUCACGGCAGACGAGCUGCAGAUCCUGACCUACCAGCUGUGCCACACAUACGUGCGCUGCACACGCUCCGUCUCCAUCCCCGCCCCUGCCUACUAUGCCCGCCUGGUGGCCUUCCGGGCCCGCUAUCACCUGGUGGACAAGGAGCAUGACAGCGGAGAGGGCAGCCACAUAUCCGGGCAGAGCAACGGGCGGGACCCCCAGGCCCUGGCCAAAGCCGUGCAGGUUCACCAGGACACUUUGCGCACCAUGUACUUUGCUGAAAGGCCGAACGUCGUUACCUCACUGGAGAGAAGAAAGCUUUCAGACCCGAAGGAGCCAUCACGACACAACCACCGGGAAGUGGCUUUGGGGGGAGGGGGUGCGCGGCAGGGGGUGGGCUGAGGGGGGUGGGGGGCCUGGGGAAACCUCAUUUUCUAAGGAGAGAAUUCCCCAGGCCACAGCCGUAUCGCUGGCUGGGAGUGGGGGUGUUGGGGGAGGCGAGGGAGGAGAGCCAGACCACCAGUGACCAGCCGCCGCCAGUCUGAGACCAGAAAAGCCACUUCCUCCGUCUCUCACAACAUCCACCCCUGACCCAGCGAACAGAGAGGUCUUAAAGGGAGAGGGGCCAUCGCCAACAGGCUUUCAUUUCCAAUGCAAUACUAAAGACUUCGGGCUGUGAGGUCUCUUUAAGGUCCACUGGCCGCCCCCACCAGAUGCCGGUAGGUUUGGGUUUGUUGUUUUAGAGGGGAGAGGGUGGGGCGGGAGGUGUCGGUCUGGGGAAGGGGGUGGGAGGAGGGAAGGAUAUUUAGCGCCUUAAUCGGAAAAAGAGUAGAUUUGUCUAAAGAAAAAGAUAGAGAGAGCCCCAACCCCAAACUAAUGUUUUAGGAUACGAGAUGUUUGAAAGGGAUCGGAAUCUGCAGUUCGUAGGGAAAUUCUAACACUAGCGUUUUGGGUUGCCCCUUCCGGUCCUCCGUCGCCCCCCACCUCCUGACCCGUCGGCCCCGGUGUGUCUCCCCGCCCCUCUCGGCCCCCUCCGGAUGUCAGGCACUACGGCACUUAGCUCAGAAUUGACACGACCCCGUCUUCCUUCCGUCCCGGGCCGGAGGAGAGCCGACCGACCCCGUUGCGGCCGUUUCCGUGGGCGCCCCAGUGCCUUCGCUGUCCUGCUGCAGAAAUGCCAUCUUUUUGUGCCCUCCGGGGUGGGUGGUGGGAGGUGGGGGGGGGGGGGGGGAUGCCCCCAAACCCCACGUGACCCCUUGGGAGCUGGGGUGGUGGUGGUGACAGCUAUUUUGCAUCCGAAGGAGCUGGUGUUCACGUCCGUGGUUGCUUUGAGAUCCCCGUCUCAAGGUGGUUAAAAACCCGUUGAAGACGUUUGCACUUUCAGAUUGCGACAGGUGGAAUAGCUGCUGACACUGAACCUCUCUCCCCUGUGCACCGACCCCCUUUCGCCCCCUCACCGCCCCCCAGCCACUCCUCGUGUUAUUUAAAAUGCCAUUUCUGACCCCUGGGUCCCCCACGUCCCAUGGCAGUAAAGUCUCCCCCAUUUGAACGUUUCUUUUCUGGGAUAUCUUGGAACAAAAGAUACGUCUGAAAGAAGAAAAAAAGAGAAAACUAAAUGUUAUUUUUAUACAGUAACUUGAGUCCAUUGCCAAAAUCUUCAGAUGAGCCUCCCCUCCUCCGAAUUUUCAUCCUGGACACCCAGCGGAGCGGGAGGAGGCGAUUGUCCUUUCGGGGAGGGGAUUGCCAGGGCAGGGGCCCUCCCGAGUCACUAUGGGGGCGGGAUGUUCUCUCCCGGCCCUCUGGUUCCUCCCUCUCCCUCCUCCCCCUGCCAUUCCCUGCGCAUAGCACACGUAUCCCUGCCUUCCUGGAACACACUGCUCUCCAUUCUCUUGAUGACGUGCCCAGUUUCCAGCAUGUCCUGCACAUGGUCUCAGUAGCUUUUGCUGCUUGCUCUUGCUGUUGUUUACACAAAAUAGAUUUUUUUUUAAA